Molecule: messenger RNA, 8214 nt
Organism: Homo sapiens (human)
Lineage: Eukaryota; Metazoa; Chordata; Mammalia; Primates; Hominidae
Gene: SNX1
Product: sorting nexin 1
Exons: 15
Coding region: 33-1601 (522 amino acids)
Biological process (GO): lamellipodium morphogenesis; intracellular protein transport; intercellular transport
Cellular component (GO): Golgi apparatus; retromer, tubulation complex; cytosol
Molecular function (GO): phosphatidylinositol binding; transferrin receptor binding; epidermal growth factor receptor binding
Source: RefSeq, marked reviewed
GUUGUUGCGGCUUCCGCCGCGGGUGGAAGAAGAUGGCGUCGGGUGGUGGUGGCUGUAGCGCUUCGGAGAGACUGCCUCCGCCCUUCCCCGGCCUGGAGCCGGAGUCCGAGGGGGCGGCCGGGGGAUCAGAACCCGAGGCUGGGGACAGCGACACCGAGGGGGAGGACAUUUUCACCGGCGCCGCGGUGGUCAGUAAACAUCAGUCUCCAAAGAUAACUACAUCCCUUCUUCCCAUCAACAAUGGCUCCAAAGAAAAUGGGAUCCAUGAAGAACAAGACCAAGAGCCACAGGAUCUCUUUGCAGAUGCCACAGUGGAGCUAUCCUUGGACAGCACACAAAAUAAUCAGAAGAAGGUGCUAGCCAAAACACUCAUUUCUCUUCCUCCUCAGGAAGCCACAAAUUCUUCGAAGCCCCAGCCAACCUAUGAGGAGCUAGAGGAAGAAGAACAGGAGGAUCAAUUUGAUUUGACAGUCGGUAUAACUGAUCCUGAGAAGAUAGGGGAUGGUAUGAAUGCAUAUGUAGCCUACAAAGUUACAACACAGACAAGCUUACCAUUGUUCAGAAGCAAACAGUUUGCAGUAAAAAGAAGAUUUAGUGACUUUCUGGGUCUUUAUGAGAAGCUUUCCGAGAAGCACUCUCAGAAUGGCUUCAUUGUCCCUCCGCCCCCGGAGAAGAGCCUCAUAGGGAUGACAAAAGUGAAAGUUGGGAAGGAAGAUUCUUCUUCUGCAGAAUUUCUUGAAAAACGGAGGGCCGCUUUAGAAAGGUACCUUCAGAGGAUUGUAAAUCAUCCUACCAUGUUACAGGACCCUGACGUCAGAGAGUUCUUGGAAAAAGAAGAGCUGCCACGUGCCGUGGGUACCCAGACAUUGAGUGGUGCUGGUCUCCUCAAGAUGUUCAACAAAGCCACAGAUGCCGUCAGCAAAAUGACCAUCAAGAUGAAUGAAUCAGACAUUUGGUUUGAGGAGAAGCUCCAGGAGGUAGAGUGUGAGGAGCAGCGCUUACGGAAACUGCAUGCUGUUGUAGAAACUCUAGUCAACCAUAGGAAAGAGCUAGCGCUGAACACAGCCCAGUUUGCAAAGAGUCUAGCCAUGCUUGGGAGCUCUGAGGACAACACGGCAUUGUCACGGGCACUCUCCCAGCUGGCUGAGGUGGAAGAAAAAAUUGAGCAGCUCCACCAGGAACAGGCCAACAAUGACUUCUUCCUCCUUGCUGAGCUCCUGAGUGACUACAUUCGCCUCCUGGCCAUAGUCCGCGCUGCCUUCGACCAGCGCAUGAAGACAUGGCAGCGCUGGCAGGAUGCCCAAGCCACACUGCAGAAGAAGCGGGAGGCCGAGGCUCGGCUGCUGUGGGCCAACAAGCCUGAUAAGCUGCAGCAGGCCAAGGACGAGAUCCUCGAGUGGGAGUCUCGGGUGACUCAAUAUGAAAGGGACUUCGAGAGGAUUUCAACAGUGGUCCGAAAAGAAGUGAUACGGUUUGAGAAAGAGAAAUCCAAGGACUUCAAGAACCACGUGAUCAAGUACCUUGAGACACUCCUUUACUCACAGCAGCAGCUGGCAAAGUACUGGGAAGCCUUCCUUCCUGAGGCAAAGGCCAUCUCCUAAUGGACCAAGGACCCCAGAGCCCACCUGUGUGACGCUGCCUUUUUAUACACUGUCCUCCUCCACCUUGAUGGACCCCUAGUGAUGCAUCCUGCCUAGGCUGGACUUAACCCCUUCCUCCCUGUCCCCACGACCAACUGUCCCCAGUUACUCUAACCGUUAUUUCAUUUAGCUUCCAUAUAUAUUUUCUUACCUAAGAGAAUAGUUUCCUGCUUUAAGCAAAAGACCUACAAUAGGUGGUGGAAUUAUGGGAUGGGGUGGAGUAUUGAUAUAAAUAUAUAAAUACAAAUGUAUAUUUUUCAGGAUGUGGUUUAGGAACUGGGAAUAACGUUUUCUGUUACUCCUGAUGGUGCCAUGAAAAGGUUAUGUAAUAAAAUAUUUUAAAAUCAGGUCACAUGACUCAGAAUGUUGGUGGUUUUUGCUUAGGCUGGGGAGCAGUUGGGAAUCAGGUCUGGAAUACUCCUAACCAAGAAGUUGCCCAGGUAUAGUAAGUUUUUCUCUACCGUUCACAAGUUUUGUGCUGCUGCUUCCCUCUGGAAAUGGGGUUUCUUUCUCUCCGCCUACCUCAGCUACCUGUUCUGAGGGUCUCAAUCUGUUUCGUAUUCCCACUUCUUUAGGGAAGGAGUUUUAAAAACAUCUCUUAAAAUAAGAGGAGCAAAAUCUAUUAAAACCUAUUCUCCUGCAAAGGAGGCAGAGACUUUCUCUCUCUCUUUUUUUUUUUUUUUUGGUGUCCCUAUCAUUAAGCAAGAGCCUUUCUCUUUUAUUCUUCCUGCUUCCCUAAGCUGCUCAGGGUUCUCUGAGUCUUGCCCUCUGAUGGCAAGUCUUAUAUAUAACUAAACCUAUUUUUGUCACCCAUCAAAACACAUCCUCAGUAGACUGUGUGAAGGUGUGAAGGUCUGAUAAUGACUUGAUGCUUUGUCUCCAUAGACAUGAAAGCCAUGCCCUCUGCCUCUAGAUAGGGUGAUCCAAGAGCUCCUGAACCUUAGGAGGUUCAAAGAAGCUCUACUGUCUGUGCCCAGGAGGUAGCCUGCCAGCAAGAGCCCUCAGGAGUUGCACACACAGCCAAAGGGUGUUCACACAGAUCUCUGCCGGUCUAGCCAGGGGAGGCCAGAGUCUCGUCAGUCAAGGAUGGGCUUCCCCCUUAGCUGUGUCCACAGCUGCUCAAGCUAUACUGGUCAGAGUGGGCUUUGAAGCUCCUUUGUGAGCUCGAGCUGCUGACUGCCACUAUGGGAGCCUUGCCACCUCCAGCCCCUCCAUCCCAAAGACGCUCCUGCCACUGGGGCCCCAGGUCCUGCUGUAUCAGUUCUCUUUGGUGGGGGGCUAAGGUUUGGGGCGAGGCAACCUGAGACAAGAAAACGCAGUAAACAUUCUGAUUCCCUGUACACAGAUGCAGCACCAGGGGAAGGGCCAGUGGUGCAAGUAUUUCUUUUUAACAGGUGAAGUUUUUGGAAAAAGUCACUCUCCCUACCCCUCAGUAUCCUUACCAUCAACUUUGGUUUUAUCCUUCCAGUCUUUAUUAUAUGCUUGCUUUUACAUAGUUGUAAUAAUAUACACAUAAAGUAUUUUGUAUCCUGCUUUUAUCAUUCAACAUUGUACAUGUUAUAAGCAUUUUACUAUAUUGUUAUAUAUCUUCACAAAGUUGAUCUGUAAAGCUGUGUAAUUUGAAGGCAUCCAUAGGGUGACUGUACCAUAAUUUUGAUUCAUCCCUUGUUGUUGGAUUCUUGGUCAGGGGUUGUUUGUUUUGUUUUAUUGGUAACUUUAAAAUUUUGAAUACAAUUUCAGAUUUACAGAAAAGUUGCAGGAAUAUCACAAAGAACUCCUAUAUAUCUUUUAUCCAGAUUUACUGAGUGUUUACAUUUUAUCCCAUUUGCCUUAUCUAUAUUUCAUGUUGCAUUUUCUUAAUCAUUUGAGAAUAAUUUGCACAGAUACCCCAUUAUGCCCAAAACAGUAUGCAUUUCCCUAAGAACAGGACAUUCUCUUCUAAGAGAAGAAGAGAAUUACUUUAAGCAUUAUUCAGUAUUUUUUUAAGUAUUAUUAUCAAAAUCAGGAAGUUUAACAGUGAUUUAAUACUGUUAUCUAACCCAUGAUUCAUAUUUAAAUUUUGCCAUUUAUCCCAAUAAUGUCCUUUGUAGCCAUUCUUUUACCUUGUGCAGGAUCAUGUUACAUUUGUAAACGUGUGUCUCUCAAUACUGCAGAUUCCUCAACUUUCUUUUGUCUUUCAUUACCAUGACAUUUUUGAAGAAUACAGGCUAUUUUGUCGAAUGUUCCUCAGUUUGGAUUUGUGUGAUGGUUCCGCAUGACUAGGUGAGGGUUUUGCAUUCUGGGUGGGAAUAUCACAGAAGCAGUGUGUCGUCAGUGCGUCGUAAUCAGCAUAUAAUGUCAGUUGGUCCCAUUAAUGUUGUUAACUCUGUUCACCGCUUAGGUUGGUGUCUGCCAGAUUUCAUUUUAAAUUUACGAUUUCCUCUUUGUAAUUUACAAGUAAUUUGUGGGGAGAUACUUUGAGACUAUAUAAGUAUUUUGUUCCUCAUUCACCAGUUAUAUAGUAUCAGUUGAUUAGUCUUGUCCCAGUUAUUACUGUCAUGAUUGACCAACAUGAUUUCCUAACUCCAUAAUGCCUUCUACAUUUAUUGGUUGACAUUCUACAUACAAAGAAAAACAUCCUUUCUCACCAUUUAUUUAUUCACUUGUUUAUCAAUAUGGAUGCAGGGAUUCCUGUUUUACUCAGAGUUGCAAGCCAUUGCUUUGAUUUUAUCUUGAUUCUCAAAUUGUCCCAGAUUUAUAGCGGCCUCUUGUGUGUUUGUAGCUUGCUCCCAUCAUGUUUUGAGUACUUUCUUACCUUCUGGCAUAACAAGAUGUUCCAGGCUCAUCUUGAAUGUUCCCUACCCUAGCCCUGGAAUCAGCCAUUUCUCCAGGGAGUCUUGGUUCCUUAUAAUGGAGAAUGGUAUUUAUUUAUUUUUAUUUGAUUUGAUUAUUAUUACUAUUUUUGAGACAGAGUCUCGCUCUUGUCGCCCAGGCUGGAUUGCAAUGGCACAAUCUCAGCUCACUGCAACCUCCACCUACCAGGUUCAAGCAAUUCUCCUGCCUCAGCCUUCCAAGUAGCUGGGAUUACAGGUGCCUGCCCCCACACCCAGCUAAUUUUUGCAUUUUUGGUAGAAAUGGGGGUUUUACCAUGUUGGGGAGGCUGGUCUCGAACUCCUGACCUCAGGUGAUCUGCCCACCUCAACCUCCCAAAGUGCUGGGAUUACAGGUGUGAGCCACCAUACCCAGCCAGAGAAUGUUAUUUAGAAACCAAGAUCUGGGUGCCAAAUGUGCUGCUUGUUACUGGAAUGUCAUUGCCUCUAGGCUCUCACCAUACAGUGCAAAGAGAUGAUAGAUAGAUAGAUAGAUAGAUAGAUAGAUAGAUAGAUAGAUGAUAGAUAUAGAUAGAUAGAUAGAUUGAUUGAUUUGUAGAAACAAGAUAGGUUAGAGAUACCUGACAUAAAUAGAUACUAAAAAUCAUGAAUUCACACUGAUGCUUUGAGACCAGCCCUGUAGGUUUAUUCCAGUCUGCCCCCUUUUCCAUGUUGUUAACUCUUUCCUCCAGAGAGACAAAGAUUUCAGGUUGCUUUGUUAAGUUCCAUCUAAUGAUCAUUCUGACGUAAGUCUGUUUUUCUUAUUUCCUUGGAAUGAUGUCUCCUCUGGUUUCAGAACUUCCUCCUCUGCUUCCUGUAUCCUGAGGCUGGCGGGGCCAGUUGUCUUUAGGGCUUGUGCAUUUUUGUAAAGAGCUUGCACGUGUGGAAAUCAAGUAGGCCAGUAGUGGGUUAGGGGUACUGAGCCAGAAGCCUCUACAAGGAAUAACAGGAGCACAAAGGAAGAAGGUGGUAUUCCAGCUGGGGACCCAGGAGGGAGGACUUUGUGGAGAACCUGAUGCUUGAACUGAGUCUAAAAGGUGUAAAAGUGUUUGUUGCUUCUGCCUCCCUGUCUGUCUGGCAGGGUGAGGUAGGCGCAUCUAGGGAAAUGUCAAGUGGCUUGGUGUAGGGUAAAGUCAGUGAGGCCCAUGGAGAAAAACGAGCAGGAGCCACAUCACAUGGGUGUCUGAUAGGACCUGGGAGGCGCUUUCCACAUUACCAUUGUCGCUUCGUGAUCUGGACACACCAGAAGGCGUGAGACUGGAGGCAGGAAGAGCAGCCAGGCUUAUCCCUACCCUCAGGAGAGCUGAAAAGGGCAGGUAUGGUGGGGCCAGAGCUCAGGAGAGUUUCGGAACCACUGAGAUCGGUCCUUGAUUUGAUGAGAGGCUUGAGGGGAGAGGGAGGUAGCUAGGAUGCCCCGCAAGCUUCUGGCCCAGACACUGGGCAGACAAUGAAACCCUUUGUAACACAUGAGGCAAUAGGUUUGGGGCAGAUGGGAGGGGAAGCAGUGGUGGGGGCAGUGAGUGCUGAAGGUGUUUUAAGAAGCGGCUCUGGGCCAGGCACAGUGGCUUAUGCCUGUAUUCCUAGCAUUUUGGGAGGCCGAGGUGGGAGAAUCACUUGAGCCCAAGAAUUUGAGACCAGCCUGGGGAAUAUAGUGAGACCCUGUCCCUACAAAAAUAAAAACAACUAGCUGGGUGUGUGGUGGUGCAUGCCUGUAGGCCCAGCUACGCGGGAACAUCACCUGAGCCCAGGAGGUUGAGGUUGCAGUGAGCUACAGUUGCGCCACUGCACUCCAGCCUAGGUGACAGAGCAAGAUCUUGUCUCAAAAAAAAAAGCAGCUCUGGAUGGGAAGGGAGGCCAGUUGCUUUAAGUAGGGGAGAUAGAGUUAAAGGAGGCUUUGUUUUAUUUAAAGGUGGGACAAACUUAAGCAUGUUAAUAAAAUUCAGAGAAGAGAAAGAGAAUGACUAUCAGAGCCAUGUUUGGAAGAAAAUGGGGUCCAGAGCACAGGAAGGGGACCUGUGUUCAGAGGGUGCCUCACUGCUGAGGCCACAGGAAAGAAUCUGUAGGUGGAGGGGAGGCCGAAGAGGGGAAGUUUCAUGCUUGAUAAUUAAAAUUUUCUGAGAUAGGAAUGUCAUAUUUACCUAUUUAAGCCAAGUUUUUUUAGAUAAAAGGUAUGGAACCUGCUUUCCCCUUGGCUAGUUCAGCGUUUGGGCUCCGGAGUGCUGAAGAUGAGGACUGGACUUCGAGCUGGUGUGAUCCCAGUAUUCAGUGUCAGUACUCAGUGACAAAAUAAAUGAGAGAAACGGGAAUAAGAAUUGUCGCCUACACAAAAAUACCAGCAACUGUUAACUCUUCCCAGAAGAUUUUCAUUCUGAAUGCUCCUGUAGCUAGGAACCCUAAAAAGUCUUUGAAGCAACUCAAGUUUUAAAAAAGGGGAGGAACUCCUGGAAAUCUCAGGAUGGGGCCAAGAUGUGGCUGGAGAGUGUGUGGUGAUGGAGGGCGUGUCUUUUGCCGAGCACACUCAGGGCCCACGGGAAGCCCAUAGACUUCAAGGACAUCAAGCCCCAAGGUGGUGGGAUUUUCCCCACCAGUACUUGGCAGCCUAGGGGGAAGGGGAGGGCGGGAGAAGAUAAUGGGGAUCCCUGGCUCCAAACAUAGGAGGACACAUCUGUGCUACAGUGCGCACAUGCCUGGAUGUACACUCUGUCUUUGGAGACACUGGCUAAGAUUCUCUGCUCCAUGUUUGGACAGGGUCGUGCCUGAUCUGAGAUAAAUGGACAAGAACAACUGAAGCCUGUCUUCUGGUGCAUGUGUCACCUGCCGAUAACUGCAUCUUGUGAUAAAGUUGGGUGAUUUACAGUCUCCACCAAAUGCUAAACUCUGGGGUCUUACGCCUUUAUAACUCCAUGGGCCCCAGCAAAGGUUCAGGCUCAAAACAGGUGUCAAAUAGAUAACUGUUGAAUGAUUGUUCCCCAGUUGCAGGCUCUGCCACCUGGCGUUCAUACUGUCUGUGAAAGGACCCAGCUCACCUUUCCCUCUUUAUCUCCCAGUCCUUCCCAACAGCGCCGACACCUCAUGGAAACUGAUUGCAAAUGUGCUACUUCUCACUUCUGUGUGGCCCGAGGAGGCUGGGUUAAUGCUGGGCUUGGUACCUUAAGCACCCUUUCUCCCUUCCCCAUCUUCAUUCUCAGAAUUACACCUGUCUGAAGCAGGCAUUUUCCAAUGCCCUAGAUGGGAAUAUAAGUGUAAGGAGAUGUGAAGCAUUUGCCUGUGUGUCAGAACAUUCACUGAGGAUCCUCAUAGGCACUUCUAGAAACCAAAUCCUUGAAGAUGACUAACCAGAAAUGCCCGUCAUAGCACUGUUUACAGUUGCAAAAACUGAAGCCAAUUGAAAUGUCCAUCAGGAGGGGAUUAAAUGAAUUAUGGUACAGUUACACCGUUGAAUAUUUUACAGCCAUUGAAGAUGAUAUAUAGCUAUAUUCAUUGACAAGGAAAACUCAUAUUUUUUAGUGAAAAAAGCAGGUUAUAGAAUUGCAUGAUAUUCACAUUUAUAUAAAACUUUAUAUAUGGGAAGGAUGUUGAUUGAAUUGUUAAUAACUAUGGUCACCUCUAGAGAUGGAAGUUUGCAUUACCUUUAAUUUUUAAUACCAUUUUGUAUUGCUUAAAAUUUGUAUGUAUUAUCGUUAAAAUAAGAAAAAUCAAAUAAAGCUAUUUUCAUUAUGGGAAAA